CAUCUUUCAUCGUGAAUAUCUGUAUGUGUCAGAAGGUCAUUUCUUUGACGUGAAGUCGGUUUGACUCAACAAAUUUGCAUUUCGGUAAGGAGAGCAAAAAUGGAAGAGAAAAUGAAAGUAGUAUCAAGUUCGGACAAGGGGUUAUUGCAAACUGAGGAGCUGUAUCAGUACGUUUUGGACACGAGCGUGUACCCACGUGAACUAGAGCCCCUUAAGGAGCUAAGAGAAGUCUGUGCCAUCCAUCCGAGGGCCGGGAUGGGCACUGCACCAGAUGCAGGUCAGUUGAUGGCAAUUCUACUGAAACUUCUGAAUGCUAAACGGACCAUUGAAAUCGGAGUCUUCACUGGGUACUCUCUUCUACUCACUGCCCUAAAUAUUCCUGAGGAUGGCAAGAUAGUAGCCAUAGAUGUGGAUCGUGCAGCAUAUGAAAUGGGAUUACCCAUUAUCAAGAAAGCUGGCGUAGAACACAAGAUCGACUUCAUUGAAUCCAAGGCUCUCCAAGCUCUUGAUGAAAUAGUGCAAAAUCCUGAUGCCGAGGGGAGCUUCGACUUCGCCUUUGUUGACGCUGACAAGGUCAACCUUUGGAAUUAUCAUGAGAAGUUGAUGAAACUGGUGAAAGUGGGGGGACUGGCCAUAUACGACAACACACUAUGGAGAGGAACGGUCGCCAUGCCCGAAGAUGUGGUUCGACAGAAACUAAAGGAGGGUCGAAAGUUAACGAUCGAGUUCAAUGACUUGCUGGCCAAGGACGCUCGCGUCCAAAUCUGUCAUGCUUCCAUCGGCGAUGGAAUGACAAUCUGCAGGCGAAUUUCCUAAAGAGAUUAUCCCCCGCUUCACCCAUAUCUCAAUUUGUAAUGUAUAAUCUCUGGUCAUGUUCCAUCCAAUAAUAAGGGAAUAAGGGGAAUGACUCCUCGACUGAAGUCAUGACCCUCAAUCUUUAUGCACUUCCCUUUAAGAGUUUCUGUUUCUUUGAACACAGUGGAGUGAACAGAAGCCGGAAGGCUCUCUUUCAUUGCCUCA
Molecule: messenger RNA, 1020 nt
Organism: Syzygium oleosum
Lineage: Eukaryota; Viridiplantae; Streptophyta; Magnoliopsida; Myrtales; Myrtaceae
Product: probable caffeoyl-CoA O-methyltransferase At4g26220
Exons: 5
Coding region: 100-816 (238 amino acids)
Molecular function (GO): S-adenosylmethionine-dependent methyltransferase activity; O-methyltransferase activity
Source: RefSeq, a predicted model, not a curated record